GUUAAAGUGUCAAUUUAAAAAUAAGAGAAAAAAGAGAGUUUAUACAUAAAUAGAGAUGGAAUUGAAAUAAUUAAAUAAGUAAAAGUAUAGUAUAAAAUGAAUAAAUAAUUGAAGGUUUUCUGGGUUUGGGAAAUCGUUGAAAGACAGUGAAGAAAAGCUGCAAGAGAAUCCAUCACCCAAACAUAGUAAAGCUUAGGAACUCACCAUCCCAUCCCUUCACCAAAUAUAUAUUCUCCACCACCACUACAUGCCUCUCUUUAAAUCACUCCAUUAAUUAAUAUCAGAUCUUAUCUUCUGUUUCUAGGGUUUCUUUUGGUCUUUAUUAAUGGAGUUUUCGAAGAACGGAAACUCCGUACUGAGGUUCAACAACAACCGGCCGCUUUCAUUUUACGGUUUAUCGUUCUUCUUCUUCUUCUUCUCGUUCUGUGUACUUCUUAGCAUUUUUACUUCCGGUACUUGUGUAGGCAUCAGGUCUUCAUUUUCUACUACGAACCCACAUUUCUAUCUUCAGGAUUUUGAUGAAAUGAGAGACAGAAAAAUCAUGGGCACUAGAAGACUUCUGAGCGGACCCGGCUCAUCGCCGCCGCGGUGCAUGUCAAAGUGUGGGAGGUGCAGCCCAUGCAAGCCGGUGCAUGUGCCGGUGCCGCCAGGAACUCCGGUGACGGCUGAAUAUUACCCAGAAGCUUGGAGGUGCAAAUGUGGCAACAAGUUGUACAUACCAUAAUGCUUGUCAACUUUUAAUUGUAGUUUAUUUUAGGUUAAUCUCUACUGCCUGACUUGCUAAUUAACUGCCCAAAUCAUGACAUAUUAUAUUGCUAACUUUUCAAAUCAAUUUUUUAUGCAUAUUUUUCAAUUUUUAAAAUA
Molecule: messenger RNA, 864 nt
Organism: Mercurialis annua (annual mercury)
Lineage: Eukaryota; Viridiplantae; Streptophyta; Magnoliopsida; Malpighiales; Euphorbiaceae
Product: EPIDERMAL PATTERNING FACTOR-like protein 6
Exons: 3
Coding region: 326-724 (132 amino acids)
Biological process (GO): stomatal complex development; guard cell differentiation
Source: RefSeq, a predicted model, not a curated record